UGUCGUUCCACAACCACCACAUUAACCUAAUUAAAUAACUUCAUUAUGUCUUUGAAUAUGAAACAGACAAAGGGAGUAAUCCAACCGUGUGGCGCUACCAAAAAAAUCCAGCAAUGCUUUUAAUGCUACAACAUGCCAGCUUCAACAUCAACACAGAAAAACUUUUCCUUUAAAAUACACAAAUAAACGACACAGAGAGCCUUUUUUUUAGUACGUGACAAUGGAGUUCCACUAUCUCAUCCUGUUAGCAACAGCUACACUGGGUUUAAUCUCUCUCUGCAAAUCAAUCGUCAACAUUUUCAUUUGGGUAUGGGUCAUUUUCUUGAGACCACCAAAGAAUCUCAAGCAAUAUGGAUCUUGGGCUCUGGUCACUGGCUCUACUGAUGGAAUUGGCAAAUCCGUCUCUUUCGAGUUAGCUUCAAAGGGUCUCAAUUUGGUCUUGGUAGGUCGAAACCCCUCCAAACUCGAAACCACAUCCAAUGAGAUAAUAGAAAAAUAUGGUACCCAAAUUUCAAUCAAAACCAUAGUCAUAGAUUUUGCUAAAUUGAGGGGUGAGGAGGUAGCUAGGAGUAUACAAGAAGGUAUAGAAGGGUUAGAUUUGGGAAUAUUGAUUAAUAAUGUGGGUUUGGCAUACCCUUAUGCAAGGUUUUUUCAUGAAGUUGAUUUGGAGAUGAUUGAGAGUGUUAUAAGGGUGAACAUAGAAGGGACCACUUGGGUCACCAGAGCUGUGCUUCCAUGUAUGCUCAAGAAGAAAAGAGGUGCAAUUGUCAACAUUGGUUCUGGUUCCUCUGUUGCUGUAUCGUCCUACCCUCUUUACACCGUGUACGCCGCCACCAAAGCGUAUGUUGCAAUGUUCUCAAAAUGCAUCAGCUUGGAGUACAAGAAACAUGGAAUUGAUAUACAGUGCCAGAUCCCAUUACUUGUAGCAACAAAGAUGGCGUCCAUUAAAAGAUCUUCCUUCUUCAUUCCAUCACCGGAGACAUACAGUAAAGCAAGCUUACACGUAAUUGGUAGCGAUCAGCAUCUUUGUAUGCCAUACUGGCCACAUUCUUUGCAGUGGAGCUUGAUGCAGGCACUGCCAGAUGCAUUAUUGGACUGGUGUCUCUUUCGUUACUUUCUCGGGAUGCGAAAGAGAGGGCUGCAAAAGGAUUCCAUGAACACUAAGGUGAAGCAGCAGAAGAAACAAUGACUUGGUGUUCUCCAAACUCACAUUUGUAUGAUUGUUGUAUUUCUUAGGUUCAAAUGAAGCCAUCUUUUUCUAUGUUUAGUACUAAAUUCCUUUUUAUGAGGGUAAGAAGUCCUAAUAGUGCUUCAUUUUACUACUUUAUUUUUCUGAAUUGCUGUUUAGACCUAUAUAUAAUGUAUGUUUAUAGUUAAAAUAGUUCAUAGAGGACAUCUAAAUUGGUCUCUCUCCUAUUCAGAGUUGUUGAAAUGGUAGCCAUAUUUGACCACUUGUUUUAA
Molecule: messenger RNA, 1461 nt
Organism: Cornus florida
Lineage: Eukaryota; Viridiplantae; Streptophyta; Magnoliopsida; Cornales; Cornaceae
Product: very-long-chain 3-oxoacyl-CoA reductase 1-like
Exons: 3
Coding region: 221-1189 (322 amino acids)
Cellular component (GO): endoplasmic reticulum
Molecular function (GO): ketoreductase activity
Source: RefSeq, a predicted model, not a curated record